Messenger RNA from Coregonus clupeaformis (lake whitefish), 2825 nucleotides. Its product is annotated as calpain-5. Lineage: Eukaryota; Metazoa; Chordata; Actinopteri; Salmoniformes; Salmonidae. Gene Ontology annotation, cellular component: cytoplasm. Gene Ontology annotation, biological process: proteolysis. The record is from RefSeq and is a predicted model, not a curated record. Gene Ontology annotation, molecular function: calcium-dependent cysteine-type endopeptidase activity.
UCAGGAGACACGGGACGACACACGGUUAAUAAAAACCUGAGAGAGGGAGGAGAGAGAGAGCGAUGACAGAAGGAAAGACCAGAAAUAGAGAGAACGAGAGGAAAAUCUCAUUGAACAUAAAGAACAUAUUUUCCAAAGGAGACCUGACCAACAUGCCACUAUAAGACACUGGAAAACUCUAACAAGACCUACAGCUGGUCAGCGAGCCUGUACAGGUUGCCUUAGAGACAGAGAAGACAGACAGGAACAACAGAAGCUGAACCUGUCACUUCCUACACCCUCUCUCUCUAACAUAUGGAUUUGGAUGUCCCCAAAAAGAGGAUUUCCUGACAAGCGGAUAUCAAAGAAACUUCCUCAGUUAUAAUGUAUUGGACAAAAGAGAUGGAACAGUAUUUAUGACCAAGAUGGAACGUUUUACAGGACGUACCUGAGCUCCAUGAAUUAUCUCCUUCCGGGAAACAAAGUGGAUAAUCUGACAAGCCAUCUAGAACAGUAUGCCAGAGAGAGUGUGUGGGUUCCAGGGGCAGAGUUACCACAAGCUGAAGAGGGCGUGUCUGCAGCGGGGCAAGCUAUUCAAGGACCCCCUCUUUCCCCCCUCCACUCUGUCACUCUUCUACAAACGAGACCCACCCCCUGGACUCACAUGGAAGAGACCACGGGAGCUGUGUAAGGACCCUCGUCUCUUUGUGGACAGGAUCAGCACAUGGGACCUGCACCAAGGCAGCUUGGGUAACUGCUGGAUGGUGGCGGCCACUUCCUGUCUGGCCUCGGAGCCAUCUCUGUGGAAGAAGGUUAUUCCUGACCACGUGGAACAGGAGUGGAACCCCAAGCGUCCGGACCUGUACGCCGGAAUCUUCCACUUCCGCUUCUGGCGGCUUGGCCGCUGGACAGACGUGGUGGUGGACGACCGCCUGCCGGUCAGCGAGGAUGGAACGCUGAUCUUCUGCCGCUCGGCCACGCCACGGGAGUUCUGGAGUGCCCUGCUGGAGAAGGCCUACGCCAAGUUGAAUGGCUGCUAUGAGGCUCUAGAAGGCGGUAACACAGCAGAGGCCCUCAUAGACUUCACAGGGGGGGUGUCGGAGCCCCUAUGCCUGGACAGGGAGGCCCUCACCCUGCACCCCGACCAGAGGAGGGCGCUGUUCCAGACCCUGGCCAAGGCCCACGGACGCAGAGCCCUCAUCACCUGCUCCAUACGGCCAGCGGAGGGAGAGAGAGUAGAGUCGGUGCUAGACUGUGGUCUGGUGCGGGGCCAUGCCUAUGGUAUCACCGCAGUGAGGAACGUGUGUCUGGGGGAGCGGUCGCUGCUGCCUGGCGGCUGUAGCGGGACGUCCCGUCUCUGCAUGGUGCGCAUGAGGAACCCCUGGGGUACAGCCGACUGGACCGGGCCCUGGAGUCAGGGGUCUCAGCAGUGGCAGCAGGUUGGUCGUGGUGAGAGGGAGAAGAUGGGCCUCAUUGUCAGAGAUGUGGGAGAGUUCUGGAUGGAGUUUGAGGAUUUCUGCCGCUACUUCACAGACGUGGUGGUGUGUUGUCUGGUAGAACGAGCCCUGCUGUGGCCCAGCACCCACUGGAGAGAGGUUCGCUGGUAUGGGGAGUGGGUCCCAGCCCCCAACACUCCCGGGGCCACCCCCGCCAACCUCCUUCCCAGCCGCCAGGCAUCCAAUCUGGGCAAGAACACAGCCAAGCCUGGGGGGGUGAACCAGACUCAGAGAGGGGACCAGAAGGAGGCAAGAUUGGGGGAGAGACGGAGAGGUGGAGGAGGUGGAGGAGGAGGAGGCAGUGGAAGGAGGGACAAGGUGGCUGUAGCGAAGAAGGAGGGAGAGAAGAAGACAAGGAGAAAGGAGGAGAGUGUGAAGAAGGAGGGAGAGGUUGAUGGAGGGUGGGAUAAACAGAUGGAUAAGAGGAGUAGGUGUGGAGGAUGCAUCAACCACAAAGACACCUUUCUACACAACCCUCAGUUCAUGUUCGAGGUGCAGGGAAAGGAGGAUGAGGUGUUGAUCUGUCUGCAGCAGGAGGACAAGAGGAUAAAGAGGAAGGAUGGAGGAGGAGAGAAUCUGCCCAUCGGCUUCGAGGUGCUGAGGGUGAGUCACAGGCACGUCUGCCGUGUGCAGUGUGUGGUGGAGCAGGCUGCCAGCUCUGUGUACAUGGACUCCCGUAGCGUUGCCCUGCGAGUGACCCUGGGCCACGGCCGCUACGCCCUCCUCCCCACCACCUUCCAACCUGGGGCCACCGGACGCUUUCUGCUACGCCUCUUCUCCCAUUCACACCUCAGACUCAGGGAGAUGAGAGAGGAGUUGCCUGCUCCCUCAGUGUGGCAGUGUUGUCUCCCCCAAUCCAGAGUAGUGACCACCGUCCACCUGCGCCGAGGCUGCGGACUCAGCCAGCCCAAACAGACAGCACCAGAUGUGUAUGCUGUGAUCUGUUGUGAGGACGACACCAUAAGAACACGCGUGUUCAAGGAGGAUGGAAAUCCAGAGUUUAACAUGAGGGCCAUUUUCUACAGGAGAUACCCAGACGCACACAUCAGCAUUGAGUUGUGGAGCCGUGGUCUACUUUGGGACACUCUAUUAGGAGGGGCUCGACUCAACACCAGCGACAGCGAGAGAGGGCAGAGCCAGGGGAUUGACCUGCAGGGCGGCCAAUCACGUUCAGGAUACCGGGGAUGUAUCUAUGUGGAAACCUCAUCCAGCGAAUGCCUGAUAGACUUGUGACAUACAGCUGUGGCUUGACCCACCUACUAUACAACCAUGGCAACCACUGCUUUUCUGAAUGAAACAGUGGAUGUGGAUGAGGAUGGAUCCAAUUCAAUAGCUUUGAAGGAAAAUGGA